AUGACAGAACUCACAGAGCUCAAUCGCAUCUCCAUUGUCGAAAUAGUCGUCUACACCCCCGCCUUAGCCAUAGGCAUUCUCCUUGCUAGCCGCCAUGGCUUCAAAAAGGCAUCAGGAUGGCUCUACUUGAUACUCUUCUCCCUCAUCCGCAUCAUCGGCGGAGCCCUCGAUCUAGCCUCGAUUCAGCAGCCCGGAAAUACCGGUCUCGUCUCUGCCACCAAUUCCCUGAGGAGUGCCGGCCUGUCGCCCCUGAUCCUCGUGAGCGUCGGCCUGCUGACGCGAGUGCUCCUGGGCCUGGAGAAGAAAACCAACACCAUACUGCAGCCGCGCAUGCUGCAACUGAUCCAGCUGGCCGUCAUGAUCGGGCUCAUCCUCUCCAUCGUCGGCGGCAUCAAGUUUGGCAACAAGUUGAGUGACGCCACGUCAAAGAAGCCCGUUGACGUCGACGCCCUCCGGUCGCUGAGCAACUCGACCGAGUCCCGCAUCGGCACCGCUCUCAUGAUCCUGGGCUACGUGGCGCUGGUUCUCGCCACCGGCAUGCUUUCCAUGCAGAUCAAGUCCGUCGAGCGUGGUGAGCGGCGCUUGAUCGGCGCCGUCGCUGCCACCUUGCCCUUUAUCCUCAUCCGCAUCAUAUAUGCAGCAGUAGCGACGUACAACACCUGGGAUCCCAACUUCCACUGGUAUGUGGCUGGUCCGCACUACUAUGACUACAUGAUUGGCAUGUGUGUCGUUAUGGAAAUGAUCACCGUUGCAAUACUCGAGGCCGUCGGCUUGACGCUGCAAAAACUUCCAGGCGAUGGAACAAAAUACGAAAGGGCCACCGGAUACCCGAUGACGGACUCUAAUGAUCAUCAACAGAAGCCGUCAACCACCCCGGAGUGGGUGAAUAAUGGCUUGAAUGCCUAG
Pyricularia grisea is the source of this 906-nucleotide messenger RNA. RefSeq lists its product as uncharacterized. NCBI's taxonomy places the organism in Eukaryota, Fungi, Ascomycota, Sordariomycetes, Magnaporthales, Pyriculariaceae. The coding region runs from base 1 to 906 and encodes 301 amino acids. The transcript has a single exon. The record is from RefSeq and is a predicted model, not a curated record.